UGCCGCCACAAGCCCACAAGCUUGCGCAGCCUCCCUCCGCCCGUCCCUGGCGUCUACAAAAAGCCCUCGGCAGGUGGCGAGUGGAGACGCUCCCUCAUACCUACCAGCCAAACCAAGCAAGCAGGGAAUCCCCACAAGGCAGCAGAUGGAAGCGAAAGGUGGCGGUGGCGCGGCGUGGCGCGGGCGCGGGCGCGGCUAGCUAGGCCGGCUCGUGUGCGUGCGCGAGGAGACAGCCACAGCCAUACAGGGAUGCUGCCUGCUUCGUGACCGUGCUGGUGGUGGUGGGCUGCAGCCUGCAGCUCGUAUCACACGCCCACAGUGCAGGAAGGAGGGAGUGGAAGAAGAGAGAGGAAGUUGUUUUUAAAGGCAACAGCGAGUCCCGCUGCUGUCCCUCUCCUUCGCCACCUCCCUCCCUCACUCUCUUCCCUCCCUCUCGGAGGAGGAGAGAGAAGAGAGGGAGCCAGUCCAGCUCCAGCCAGCCGGACGCCCGGACCAACACCACCCCGCCUCCCCCUCCCCCCGCCCCACCGGCCCGCCCUCUCGCGCUGCCGUACCCACGGCCCCACGCACGUUCACAAGUCUCGUCGCCGCCGCAAUGGAGUCCGGCGGUGGCGGGGACGACCAGCUGCACGGCCUCAAGUUCGGCAAGAAGAUCUACUUCGAGGACGCCGCCGGCUCCAGCAGCGGCAGCAGCAGCGGCGGUGGCAGCGCGCCCGCGCCUCCAGCGACGCAGCAGCCGUCGCCGCCGGCCGCUUCGCCUAGGGCCCCGGCCGGCGGCGGCAGGAGGGGCAGGGCCGCGGCCGGCGGCGCGGGCCCCUCGACGGCGCCCGCGCCCGCGCGCUGCCAGGUCGACGGCUGCAACGUUGACCUCACCGACGUCAAGCCCGCCUACUACUGCCGCCACAAGGUGUGCAAAAUGCACUCCAAGGAGCCCCGCGUCCUCGUCAACGGCCUCGAGCAGCGCUUCUGCCAGCAGUGCAGCAGGUUCCACCAGCUGCCUGAAUUCGACCAGCUAAAGAAGAGCUGCCGCAAACGCCUCGCAGGCCACAACGAGCGCCGGAGGAGGCCGCCGCCUGGACCCCUUGCGUCACGAUACGGCCGUCACGCUGCGUCGCUCGGCGAAGAGCCCGGCAGGCUCAGAAGCUUCAUGCUGGAUUUCUCGUACCCGAGGGUCUCAAGCGCCAUGAGGGGUGGGUUUCCGGCGGUGAGGCCCGGUGGUGAAAGGGUGCCUGGCGGUAUCCAGUGGCAAGCGGGCUUGGAUCCUCGUCACCACCAAGGCGCGGUCGCGGGAUACGGCGCCCACUAUGGGAGCGAGGGUGGUAGCUCGUCGUCGGCGAGGCCGCCGGUGUUCCCUGGCCCGGAGCUGCCCCCAGGUGGAUGCCUUGCAGGAGUCCCCGCGGACUCCAGCUGUGCUCUCUCUCUUCUGUCAACUCAGCCAUGGGAUGCUGCCCACAGCCACAGCCACAGCCACGCUGCGCCAACAGCGGGUUUCGACGGCGGCAGCCCUGUGGCGCCCUCCCUCAUGGCGGCGAGUAGCUACAUCGCGCCGAGCCCCUGGACCGAGACCGACUCCUGGGGCCACGAAGGCGGGCGGAGCGUGCCUCAGCUGCCACCUGACGACGUCCCCCUCGGCGAGGUGCACUCCGGCUCGAGCAGCCACCACGGCCAGUUCUCAGGUGAGCUCGAGCUCGCCCUGCAGGGAAACAGGCCAGCGCCAGGGUCGGCGGCACCGCCAGCGCCGCGCAAUAAUCAGGGCUCCGCGGGCACGUUCGACCAGGCUGGCAACACGAUGGACUGGUCGCUCUAGGCCGGGGGCCGAAAUAAAGCGCAGCAGAUCCUAGCCGCGCAGGGAGAUGGAGGAGGCUGAAAGUCUGAUGCUGCACGCUGCUUGCUUAGCUUAGAGCAUCCAGCAUGAUAAGAGUGAUGAACUGAUGCGGUGUCAGGAGACUAGUUUAUUCUGUGCUUCACCAUGAACUCGUCUGUCGCGGCGUCUAUGUAGACAGACGGCACACGUCCGUGGUUCGAAGUUACCAGUAUGCUUGUCGGGGACUUUGCUCGCGAUGCAUUAAUCUCAUUGUUCACCAUCCAGAAAUCUCAUGUUCUCUA
Zea mays is the source of this 2106-nucleotide messenger RNA. RefSeq names its product unbranched2 (gene ub2). Gene Ontology annotation, cellular component: nucleus. The transcript is spliced from 3 exons. Gene Ontology annotation, molecular function: DNA binding. The record is from RefSeq and is a predicted model, not a curated record. NCBI's taxonomy places the organism in Eukaryota, Viridiplantae, Streptophyta, Magnoliopsida, Poales, Poaceae. The coding region runs from base 596 to 1807 and encodes 403 amino acids.